GCCCCGCCCCCCGCCGGCUCCACUCCGCGGCUCCCUAGCCAUGGCCGGGAGCGGGCGGCUGGCGCUGCGGACCUUGCCCGGGCCGGGCUGGCUGCGAGGCUCGGGCCCGGCCGUGCUGAGCCGCCUGCGGGACGCAGCUGUGGUGCGGCCCGGCUUCCUGAGCGCGGCCGAAGAGGAGACACUGAGCCGUGAGCUGGAGCCCGAGCUGCGCCGCCGCCGCUACGAGUACGACCACUGGGACGCGGCCAUCCACGGCUUCCGAGAGACAGAAAAAUCGCGCUGGUCAGAGGCCAGCCGGGCCAUCCUGCAGCGUAUGCAGGCGGCUGCCUUUGGCCCAGGCCAGACCCUGCUGUCCUCGGUGCACGUGCUGGACCUGGAACCUCGGGGCUACAUCAAACCACACGUGGACAGCAUCAAGUUCUGCGGAGCCACUAUUGCCGGCCUGUCCCUGCUGUCACCCAGCGUCAUGCGGCUAGUACACACCCAGAAGCCGGGGGAGUGGCUGGAACUCCUGCUGGAGCCAGGCUCUCUGUACAUCCUCAGAGACUCAGCCCGUUAUGACUUCUCCCACGAGAUCCUUCGAGACGAAGAGUCCUUUUUUGGGGAGCGUCGAGUUCCUCGGGGCCGACGCAUCUCUGUGAUCUGCCGCUCCCUCCCUGAGGGGAUGGGCCCCGGGGAGCCCCAACAGCUGCCCCCAGCUGGCUGACCUCAAGCCCUUCCCCCAGCUUCUCAGAGAGCCCAUGUUUGUGAAUAAAGUUGGAGAAUGGACAA
Pteropus alecto (black flying fox) is the source of this 771-nucleotide messenger RNA. RefSeq names its product alkB homolog 7 (gene ALKBH7). The coding region runs from base 41 to 706 and encodes 221 amino acids. Gene Ontology annotation, biological process: fatty acid metabolic process; DNA damage response. Gene Ontology annotation, cellular component: mitochondrial matrix. Lineage: Eukaryota; Metazoa; Chordata; Mammalia; Chiroptera; Pteropodidae. The transcript has 4 exons. The record is from RefSeq and is a predicted model, not a curated record.